Symsagittifera roscoffensis is the source of this 2092-nucleotide messenger RNA. Its product is annotated as sterol O-acyltransferase 1-like. Gene Ontology annotation, cellular component: endoplasmic reticulum membrane. NCBI's taxonomy places the organism in Eukaryota, Metazoa, Xenacoelomorpha, Acoela, Convolutidae. Gene Ontology annotation, biological process: cholesterol metabolic process. The record is from RefSeq and is a predicted model, not a curated record. The transcript has 15 exons. The coding region runs from base 65 to 1891 and encodes 608 amino acids.
UGAACGAAUCAAGACAUCCAAGAACUUUCUAGAAUUAUUCGCACUAUCUUUUGAACAUCUUGUGAUGUCGCUUUAUGGAAAAUACGUGGAGCCAACUUACGACGGAAUGAGCAACGAAUCAAUGAUGGAGCUGAACUUGGACGAUUUGAGACGUCGGCUGAUUCACAAAAUAGAGCUAGAGGUCAAAGAGACUUUCGAGUCCUACUCCACUCGGGAUGAUUUCCUCCUUCGUGCGAGAGGGGAAGAAGGAGGAGGAGGGGACAGCAAUUAUGGGGGGUCAAUGACCGAUUUGAACUCUGCAUCUGUGGGGGAGGGGGUUAUUCCGGAACAGCACCAGGCGGAUGAAGUCGAGAAGUACAAAGAAAAGCCAAAGAGAUUUGCGAGCAAGCAGUUCAAGCCUCGAGAGUCGAUUUUGAGUGUGUUGUUGAGACAGAGCAAGAACAUCAGGACCAUCUACAACAUCUUCGCCGCCAUCCUCAUCCACCUCUUCAUAUCCACAUGUGUCAACGACUGGAUCAACAGCAGAUCAAUUGUCCAGAACAUGGAGAUAAUCUGGUGGAACUUUGGCAACUUCCCCACUGUUGUUUCCAUCUGGCUGAUGAUGAUGGUGUCCACCCUUCUGGUAGUCUAUCCACUCUACAACUUCUGGGCCACCACCAGAAGGGCGCUUUUGAAAGAUGAGCGGGUGUUCGACUGUGUUUUUCUGGCGCUGUACUGUGGCUACCAAAUUGGGUUCUUCAUUCUGCCUGCCUAUAUGUGCAGAGUCACAUAUCAACUUCCUCCUGCCUCAACCCUCAUUGUGAUAUUGGAACAACUUCGACUCCUCAUGAAGGUGCACUCGUUCGUGCGCGAAAACAUCCCCCGAUCAAUGAGAUAUGACCCUAAGAAGAACGUUACCACUCCUACAGGGAUAUUUCAAAUCGACGAUAGUGAGGAGAGUCAGCAACUGGAGAACAUCGCAUGUCCCAAUUUCUCCUGCUACCUCUACUUCUUAUUCGCACCCACUUUGCUGUACAGUGAGGAGCAAUUUAAAACAAAGAUAGUCGACGAUAGUGAGGAGAGUCAGCAACUGGAGAACAUCGCAUGUCCCAAUUUCUCCUGCUACCUCUACUUCUUAUUCGCACCCACUUUGCUGUACAGAGACUCCUAUCCGAUGACGGAAUCGAUUGACUGGAACUUCGUCAGAUCCAACUUCGUCCAGACUUUAGUGUGCAUAUUAUACACUGCCUUCAUCUUCACACGAUUCAUAUUCCCCAUUUUCUCAGAGUUCGGCAACCACCAGUUCGACUGGGAGCACUCGCUGCAGUCUGUGUUCAGUAUGGUCCUCCCAGGCACUCUCCUCCUAGUCCUCUUUCACUUCAUGUUCCUCCACUCCUGGCUCAAUGCAUGUGCCGAGAUGCUCCGAUUCGCAGAUCGCAUCUUCUACCGUGACUGGUGGACCUCCACCUCCUAUGGACAGUACUACAGAACAUGGAACGUCGUCGUCCACGACUUCCUCAAGGCGUACAUCAUGUACGACUCGGAGCUUCUUCUCGUGAGACUCCUUGGCAACAAGCGAUCCAAACAAGUGCACUUCCUCUCUAUUAUGUUCACGUUCUUGGUGUCAGCACUGGUUCACGAGUAUGUCAUCAUCAUGGCCGUUGGCUUCUUCUUCCCCAUUCUCUUUCUCAUGUUCUCUGGGUGUGGCUUCUGGUUCAUGAUCCUCGUGCAGAAUAACAGAUUUGACAGGUUCCAGAAUACUAUCUUCUGGUUCCUGCUGACAAUUGGGAUGGGCGUACUUUUGAGCUGGUACUGUCAGGAGUGGUAUGCACAGCAGAACUGUCCCCACAACGGAGAGUCCAUUCUAGACUACCUCAUACCUCGAUCUGUCGCCUGCUACUGGGGUAGUUGACGCUGCUUCACGGCAGAAGACGAGCACAAGCUGAAUAUCGAAGAUUCUAUAACUGGAUUUUUUCUAUUUUUAAAAAACUGAAGAAAACUGGCAUCGGAUUUCGAAGGUCGACUUCUGUAAUCACCGGAUGAUAUAUUGAUUACACAGUAUCAGUUUAUGAUUUCAAAUAACAAUAUCGAUGAACAAUUAACCAAGUAGAUG